AUGCGUGCCACUACCAUUGUCUUUGCUUUCAUGGCCAGCGUUGCCCUCGCUGGACCCGCAAGUUGCCCAGUCAAGGCUCGCCAGAUGGAGGGUCUGAAAACGGUAGCAAUUGCAACGUUGAUGGUCUUAGCUGGAAUUGCAGCACCGGUAAAUGCACUGCUCAAAGCGGCGCUGGUGACGGCACGCCCUGCGGUGGCCGCGACUACGAGAGCAUCAGCUGCCCCGGUACUGGCUAGAUACACUCGAGAUGUCCCCCUCUAUAAAUGGAGGUACGACUAUGACGCAAUUAUUUAUGCGAUUUAUGUUGGAGGACGUUACGAUGCAAUGGUUUACGACGUUAAAGAUGUUUGA
Messenger RNA from Aspergillus chevalieri, 351 nucleotides. RefSeq lists its product as uncharacterized. The transcript is spliced from 4 exons. Bases 1 to 351 code for a protein of 116 amino acids. NCBI's taxonomy places the organism in Eukaryota, Fungi, Ascomycota, Eurotiomycetes, Eurotiales, Aspergillaceae. The record is from RefSeq and is a predicted model, not a curated record.